AUGCCUAUACAGCAGCUCGACCCCGAGGGUGACGGCAUCGCAAAAAGGAUGCACGGGCUAGGCAUCAGCGACGACGACGAACAAUGGCACAAUGAGGAUACUCGCAGAAAGCACACGGAGUAUACGGCCUGGAUAUCCGUAUACAACAACGCCCAAACCGCGAGAGAAGAUCGACGUCUCAAAGCCAAGGCACUCCAUACUGAACAACAAUUGCAACUGCGAGUUCUCGAAGAAAAUCCUAAGACAGCUGCUGCUACACUAUGUCUCAGAGAGCCUGCCCCAAGCCGAGGAUGA
Penicillium verrucosum is the source of this 294-nucleotide messenger RNA. RefSeq lists its product as uncharacterized. The record is from RefSeq and is a predicted model, not a curated record. The transcript has a single exon. Lineage: Eukaryota; Fungi; Ascomycota; Eurotiomycetes; Eurotiales; Aspergillaceae. The coding region runs from base 1 to 294 and encodes 97 amino acids.